Haliotis rufescens (red abalone) is the source of this 934-nucleotide messenger RNA. RefSeq lists its product as uncharacterized. Bases 109 to 702 code for a protein of 197 amino acids. The record is from RefSeq and is a predicted model, not a curated record. The transcript is spliced from 2 exons. NCBI's taxonomy places the organism in Eukaryota, Metazoa, Mollusca, Gastropoda, Lepetellida, Haliotidae.
AACGUUUGACGACAUGGAGUCUAUUUAUUCGACCCGUGUUGGAUGAAGGUGUAUCUGUUUUGUGGAAUAAGGGGUUGAUAUUGAAGGCUUCUGCCACUCCCAGGAACCAUGCCCCAGGUGACCAACAGAAGUCUCCUGCGGGACAAGUACAGCUGCCCAAUGGGCCAGGGCACGGUGUACUCCGCGCUCCUCGACAUCAGCGCCACCACGCGGGAAAGAGCGGCGAAGGCAAACGAAGGGGAGAUAAAACGGUUACAAAAAUUAACACGGUUCAUCGACAAGGGUUGCAGAACUGCUGAAAGCACCCAGUCUCGCGUCAUAGACAGGAUGUCCAAGCACUUAAAAGAACUUCAGGCUUUCAAGAAAGUCGUGCAGGAUGAUUACAAAAUUUCGAAAUUUCAGACACUCCGAAACUCUGAUCCAGACCUGGUCCCAACUCGGCGUCUCACCGUAGAGACGCGGUAUUAUCACUCGGGGUUCGAUAUGAAAUCUCUCAAACCAGAAAUUACUCGGAAGAUGAAGUUGAUGGAUCCUGAGAGGAAGAGGAGAAAGAUGAAGCAGCAAAUACUGGAAGCGAGCAGGCGAGAGACGAGCAUGUUGUCCAAGACUCACCUCACGACGUCCGCCAUGUUGAAUAACCUCCGGGCCAGGCGUUGUCAAGUUGACCUAGAUUUUGAUAACCUUCCAAUAAUAUGUAAAUGAAUCUGGUGUAUGUUAUUGCCAUAAACUCGGUUUAUUCGAACCCAAGGACGCAGUUCUUGGAUAAGACGCCCCCAGACUCAGCUCACGACGUCAACCAUGUUGAAAAACCUCCAAUCUCAUUAAAAUGAAAUCUUUGUUCUCGCUACCGCUAAACAAAGAUCUGAGGACAUCCCAUUACGGGUCACGUCAGACCGACCUUGCGCGAACUUUGGCCGACCAAUGGAAUGACCAA